UAUGCCCCGCCUGCUCUGCCCUACAGUCCCAGUGGAGGACGGGCCGCGCUGACCGCGGCGCUGAAACGACCCCCGGCAGCCGGGGCGCCCCCCUUGGCCGGGACUCCGGGCUCUUCCACUGCUCCAUUCCCCACUCCCAUGAUGCAUCGUGCACCCGCCGUGCCAGUGCCUGCUCCGGCGGCCAGUACUUCGGGCCCGGCGCAGCCUGCCAGAAAGAAGCGCAAGACGGCCGACAAAAGUCUCCAUCCUGGGAUCAAGCAUAUUGUACCAGAGUCCAAAGCCUAUAUGGAUUUAUUGGAAUUCGAGAAGAAACUGGAUUGUACCAUAUCUCGCAAAAAGAUUGAAAUCCAAGAAGCUUUACGCAAGCCUCAGAAGAUCAAAAAGAAGCUGCGAAUUUUUGUGUCACAUACCUUUACGCCUGGGAAGCCGGAAACAGAAGCUGGCGACGGGUCGUAUCCGAUGUGGGAAUUGCGCGUAGAAGGGCGAUUGUUGGAGGAUCUUAACAAGCAGCAAGCUGCCGGCACAGACGCCGCUGCGAAGCCACCAGCUCCGGAAGCACCCAAAUCUCGACGGAAAUUCUCUUCGUUCUUCCGCAGCUUGAUUAUCGAAUUGGAUCGGGAGUUAUAUGGCCCAGAUAAUCACCUUGUCGAGUGGCACCGAUCGGCCAGCACUCAAGAAACAGAUGGAUUUCAGGUGAAGCGCAUUGGCGAUCGCAACGUUAAGUGCGUUAUCAUGCUGAUGUUGGAUUACACACCUCCUUACUACAAACUGGACAAUCGGUUAGCGAAGUUGUUAGGCUUAUAUGUGGGCACAAAAAUCAGCAUCUUCAGCCAUUUUUGGGAAUACAUUAAGCGGAAUAAACUGCAAGAUCCGUCUCAUCCCGACUAUCUAAAUUUGGAUGCCCCGUUACAAGUGCUGUUCAGCACCAAACAGAUUCGAAUGCAAGAAGUGGCGCAGCGGCUGCAGGCAUUGCUGUUUUCCCCCGAUCCCAUCAUCAUUCAUCAUAUGAUUACGGUGGAUAAUAGCGAAGGACGGCGCACCGCCUGUUAUGAUGUUGAUGUGGAUGUUGAUGAUCCGGCUAAGCCCCAUAUGACCAAUUUCUUCCAGGGCGUAUCACAGACACAAGAGAUUCAGCAGCUGGAUAACAAGAUUUGUGAAACAGUGGAACACAUUAAUCAGCUGCGUAUAAGUCGGGAGUUUUACAUGAGCUUCGCCAGUGAUCCACAGAAAUUCAUUGCCCGCUGGAUUCAGUCGCAGGCGUCAGAUCUGAAGUCUAUGACCGAUGUGAUCGGUGUGCCGGAACAGGAGCGACGGGCGGAUCAUUAUAUCGGGGAUUGGUCGCGGGAGGCGAUACACCGCUAUUUCUACAAUAAACUCUUACAACGCCGUCAAGAACUGGAGCAGGCGCUCAAUAUCAAGUAGACAGUCACCAUCGCGCCCUGUGUGUGCAUCGACAAUUCCCACUUGUUGGUCGUCCGUAUUCUCUUUAGAAGGGAAUUUGUUUUGACCCUCUUUUACCCCUUUGGGGAUUUGUUUAAUUUAAUGUUUAGCGGCAUGAGUUUUGUUGUUUUGACUUGUUUGUAUAUUUGUUCCACUGUUUUUACUUGUCGGGAUUUUAUUCGUCUGUCUUGCUGACGCAACUUGUGCGGGACGUCAUUAUCGUGGAAGUAUACCAGAUUUAAUGCGAAUAAUGGGCAUUUGUAUGAACGUAUGCAAAAUGAUCAGUAUAAAUGCGUUAAUCUGAUUUGAAAAGGUUAAGCGUGGAAGAAAGAUAAACUGUAC
This is a messenger RNA of Paramacrobiotus metropolitanus, 1782 nucleotides long. Its product is annotated as SWI/SNF-related matrix-associated actin-dependent regulator of chromatin subfamily D member 1-like. The transcript has 9 exons. Lineage: Eukaryota; Metazoa; Tardigrada; Eutardigrada; Parachela; Macrobiotidae. Gene Ontology annotation, biological process: regulation of transcription by RNA polymerase II. Gene Ontology annotation, cellular component: nucleus; SWI/SNF complex. The record is from RefSeq and is a predicted model, not a curated record. The annotation marks the transcript as partial.